AUGAAACGCCCUUUUAUUUUACUGUUUGUCUGUUUUUCUGUCGCCAUAUCAAAUGAAUUUGAAGUAAGUUUUUUUUUUGAUUUUCCUAUUAUUUUAUUAUUUUUUUUGUAAAAAAAUUGUUUUCCUAAUUAAAAAUUUUUUUUGCUUUUUCAACAAUUUUUUUUCUUUUUAAUCCAACAAUUUCAAAAAAAAACUUUCAAAAUAAGUUUUUCAGUCCUCCAAAGUCCAUCACAUAUCCGCCGAAGCCAAGCCCCCGCUCAACCGUCCCACUGAAUAUCAAACCGAAGAACAGCGCCUGCUCUACCACCUCAUGAGAACCUACGAACGCUCGGUUCGACCGGUCCGGAAUGCCUCGACCACCAUUACGGUCAAACUGGGGAUGACGCUCACCAACAUUUUUGAUAUUGUAAAUUUUUUUAUUUCUUAUUUAUCUUUUUUUAUUAUUUUUUUAUUUUCAAAAUUUAUUUUAGGAUGAAAAAAGCCAAGUUCUGACGAUAAACGUGUGGCUGGAUCAAGAGUGGAAGGACGAGUUACUGGCUUGGGAGCCCAAACAGUUCAGUGGAAUUACUUCGAUCCGAUUGCCUUGUGACACAAUCUGGCUACCGGAUAUCUUGUUGUAUAACAAGUGAGAGUUUACUUUUCAUCACAGGAGAAGUCAUUUUGCUAAUGCAAAAAACCUCAAAAUUUUAGCUCGCGCUUUAUAUACGCUCUCAAAAUAUCAGACUUUCGGGAAAAUCGCAGUGUAAUUGGACAUCCCCUUUUUUCGAUUAGGCAAACAAUUUUUGAAAAUCCUUUUCUGGCUAAAUCUUAGCGAAUUUUGGUCGGAAAGAAUUUUUUUGAGCUCCACAAAUCUUUCAAGUUCUUUUGCGGAAAAAAUAUAAAAUUUUCGACAUUUUUUCUGACAAGGAAAGUACUUCUAUGGGGUGUGGAAUUACCGGUCGAGAUAUAUAUCAAAAAAUUCGCAAAAAUUUUCUGAUUCAGAAUAUAUAUAAAUUAGCUGCCUAAUUUUGGUCUGAUGACAUGUUUUUGUCCUCAGAAGUUUUCUCGCGACACCAUGCAAGUGUCUUUUUGACCGUCUUUUUACCAAUAAAAAAAUUUUUAUUUGUGCUAAAAUAAAUUUUGAGGCCUUGACAUGCCUUAAAAUAUCAAAUUGGAUUACAACUACACCUUAAAAGUAGUUCCAAUGUAGAAAAUGGGUUCUAGUGUGGCAAAAAGAAUCGAACCCGUCCCCUUCGGAUUCCCAAUCUAGCGCUCUAACCACUCGGCCACACCGCUCUCUUCCGAAGGAAGAGACCGAGCUCGCUUUUGUUGCCGCAGAUUUUUUCCUCGAGAAAUACAUUUAUCGAUAAAACUCGUUAAUAGACCAAAAUUAGGCAGCUAAUUUUUAUAUAUUCUGAAUCAGAAAAUUUUUGCGAAUUUUUUGAUAUAUAUCUUGACCGGUAAUUCCACACCCCAUAGAAGUACUUUCCUUGUGAGAUAUUGAAGGUCGAACAGCAAAAUUUUAGCAAAUUUUUUGACAGAUCCGAUUAUCAUUCUCUCCGAGACCCUCCAUUUUAAAAAAAUUUCCAUAUCCGUAAAUUUCAAUUUUUUUAUUUUAUUUCCUAUACUAAUCCUUCCAUUUUCAGUGCCGACGACUUUACCAGUGGCUACAUGCGUUCCCGAGCGAUGGUUUUCUACGACGGCACGGUCUUCUGGCCCCCUCCAACCCGCCUCCGAUCCCUCUGUAAAAUCGACGUCACUUAUUUCCCUUUCGAUGACCAAUUAUGUAUCCUCAAGUUCGGCUCCUGGUCCUAUCAUGGGUUCCAAUUGGAUCUAACGAAUCGAUCGACCAAUAUCGACCUCACAAAUUACGUGGAAUCGGGGGAAUUCGAGCUGGUGAGAGUUCAUCAAAAGCGGAGAGUGGUCAAAUAUUCUUGUUGUAAGUCAGGAAGCCAGCUGUACAUGUGGUUUUUUUUGAAUUUCGAACGUUUCCGGAGGAGCUUAUUUUAUUAUUUUUUUUUUUGAUUUGUAUUUGCAUUUUUGAGUGUUGGCUGGGAAAAGUUUACGUUAAAAAAUUUUUGAAAAAAUCACGGAACGUAGCCCAAAUUUAGAUUAUAAUAUUUUUCGAUGAAAUUUGUACCUUGCGCUUGGCCGAAAACGCUGAGAAUUUUUUUAUGUCAAAGGUUGGCAAAAAAUUACUGAUGUAUACUACAUAUUACAAUAUAUACAUUUUUUUUUCUUUUUGGGAAUAAAAAAAUCAUAAUCUGCUUCAAGUCAGAAGUCUAAUAUCAGUCUGUCGGAGAAAUAAUCAGCGCUCUGUCGCAUCGAAAAUCGCAUCAUAGCCGAGAAAAUGAAUUGUGUCGCGACAAAAUUAAAUUUUUUUUUAACUUCAGUGACUUGGUUGGCGCAGCGACUGAACGGUCACUAUUUUCCCGACAGACUGAUAACAUUUUUAUGAGAAAUCAUUUUUUUCCCGAGCAGAGCUUGCCAGGAAAGCGCCGAAUUUUUUUGUCUGACCGUCUCUCCUCAUUUUACGUACUCUCUUGUCUGCAAAGAACGUUGGAUAUCAUUCCCUUCUAAGGCGCGAGCUAAAAUUUUAAGGAAUUGAUAUGUGGCUUUGGAGGAUCAUUCGUGCAAAAUUGUAGGAAAAUCCGAGAGUUGGAAGAUCUCUUUUGGAGUUUUCGGUUCAUGAAUCAGUAAAAAAUCACAAAAUGCUCGCACUACUUUCAGUUCCACUAGAUAUGCAAAGACUGUUGAAUAUUUUGCCUACGGACUCUCGAAAAGAGCGCCAUUCCUCAAAAAAAUCAAAAAAUUAUACAAUACACGGGAUAUUCUCCAUGUACGACAUACCUACAGUAACCAGUACAAUAUUUUGGCCUAAAAAACACAAAUACGAUUAAAAAAGUUUUCUUGUCAUCAACAUUAUUUUGAAAAAGCAAUGUUCUGUGGCGCGUAUUUUACUCUGUUUUUUCUAUUCUCUUCCAAUUUCAGGUGACGAGCCCUAUCCGGAUAUUACUUUUUACAUUCACGUGAGACGGAAGGCAAGUUCCAUUUUUUUUAAAUUGAACAAAAAAAUUUUUUAGACCCUAUUCUACAUUCACAACAUUGUCUUUCCCUGUGUGAUGAUGUCUGUUCUCACAUUAUUAGUCUUCUACCUGCCUCCAGAUUCUGGAGAAAAAGUUGGGCUCGGCAUUACUGUAUUACUGGCGUUCUCGGUAAGUGUGUAAACAUUUUUGAGAUUGCGAAAAAGUUUUAUUUCAUCUUUGACCUCCUGUCUUUGAAGUGUUAACUUUUGAACCUUGACUUCCAAACUUUUUAUUUCUAAAUCAAUUUUUUGGAAAAUUUUCGUCUACGGCCAUGGCUCAACAAUCACAUUUUUUCCACGGUUUGCAUAAUCCGCCUUGCAAGGCCACUUAUCAGAUUUUCCAAAUUUUAGCUCUCUGUUUACAGCAGUAGCCAAAAUAUACAGGUGAUUUUUCGGAGCGAGAUACUGUGAAAAAAGAAGAGAAGUGGCGAGAGAAAAAAAUUUGUUGCCUUUGCUUUGCGAAUUUCGUGUGGAAAUUGCUUUUCCUUUCAAAAAAAAUCAUUCAAAAAUAUCGAUUUUUCCGAGAAUUUCGACUUAAAAAUCACAAUAAUGAUUUCUGUAAAACGCAAGAUAAAAAUGUUUAACAAGGAAAGUACUUCUAUGGGGUAUGGAGUUACAGGUCGAGUCAUAUAUCAAAAAAUUCGCAAAAAUUUUCUGAUUCAGAAUAUACAAAGAUUAGCUGCCUAAUUUUGGUCUAUCAACGAGUUUUAUCAAUAAAUGUAUUUCUCGAGGAAAAAAAUCUGCGGCAACAAAAGCGCGCUCGGUCUCUUCCUUCGAAAGAGAGAGGUGUGGCCGAGUGGUUAGAGCGAUAGAUUGGGAAUCCGAGGGGAACGGGUUCGAUUCCUUUUGCCACAGAACCCAUUUUUUACAUUGGAACUACUUUUUAAGGUGUAGUUGUAAUCCAAUUUGAUAUUUUAAGGCUUGUCAAGGCCUCAGAAUUUAUUUUAGCACAACACAAAAUUUUUUUAUUGGUGAAAACACGGUCAAAAAGACACUUGCAUAGUAUCACGAGAAAACUUCUGAGGACAAAAACAUGUCAUCAGACCAAAAUUAGGCAGCUAAUUUUUAUAUAUUCUGAAUCAGAAAAUUUUUGCGAAUUUUUUGAUAUAUAUCUCGACCGGUAAUUCCACACCCCAUAGAAGUACUUUCCUUGUAAAAAAAUCUUUCUUAUCCCGAAAAUCUCAAUUCUUUCAGGUCUUUGUUCUCGCCGUAGCCGAGAAGAUGCCCGAGACCUCGGAGUCCUUACCUCUAAUCGGCAUUUACCUCACCACCAUCAUGUUUCUUACCUCAAUUUCGGUCGUAAUGACCGUAUUGGUCCUCAAUUUCCAUCAUCGCGGCUUCAUGAAUGAAGAGGUUCCGGAAUGGAUCGACGAACUUUUUCUGAACAAACUCCGGCGAUUCGUUCGAAUGAAGAAACGAAGAUCCAGUAUUCUGACGAAAGCUGCUGCACCGUGCAAUAAUAAAACGAGCCGCCGCCGUCCAACCAUCAUCAGUAUGAAUGGGGUGAAUAAAAUGGAUUAUGAGCUGGUCCCGAAUGGCGUGGACAAGGAGGAAGAGCACGAGAAUAACAAUCAUAACAUGGCGUUGAGCCAUCGAAUGCCCGAUAAGCUGAAUGUGGUGGAACAGACGAUUCUAACGUCACUGCAGGUGGGUCGGCAAGGUGUUUACUGUAGGCUAAAAUUUAGUUUUGCAAUUAUUAGAUUUUUUUCGGAUUUUUUGGUAGGGACACCUGAAGUGCGACUUCAGAGUAAAAAUUUGACGUUUUACUCCGAGUCCGAGGCAUUGCAUUUUUACGAAAAAAAAUAAAUUUUUUUCGUGAGAAGAGGUAUAGGAAAAAAAAGAUUUUUUUUGUCUAGCCGACUCUCUUCAUUUUGCAUACUCUCUCGCAAAAAUAUAGCGGAUUAUCUUCGCCGCCCAUGCAAAGCUCAAGCUGAAAUUUUCUAUGAUUGAUAUAUGAAGCACACAGAGUUUGGAUGUAAUGCAAAUUUGGGGGUUCGUUUGUGAGGACUAUGUACAUAUAUUUCCUGUAGGGGUUUUCGGUACAAAUGUCGGGCGAUUGGCGGGAAAAAAUCGAAGAAAAACAGUCAUUGAUUACAAGAUGGACGACAAAUUUUUUUGAGAUGUCUGGAAUGAGAAUUUAUGCCAUUUUGAACACUCAACAUACCAUGGGCUCCUUUACAAGCUAGCAAGACAGAAGGCCAAAAAUUGGCGGAAAUUGCCAUUUUUUGAAUUUCGAUUCUACUUUUAUCUGUCUCAUAGGCAAAAAUGGAGUAUUUAUGACCUGGAAAAACUAACUUAAACUUGUCGGAGUUCAAUAUCCACCUCUAGCCACUAUUUUUUAUAUUACUUUAGCCUUCAAUUACCAAAAAAUGUUUCAGGAGCUCCUCCAACAACAGCGUUAUCAAUUCCAACAAGAGACUCGAGCGGAGAAAUGGCGGAUGGUUGCGGAAGUCAUCGAUCGUCUGCUUUUUCACAUUUUCCUCGUCUCGACCCUACUAAUUACAGUGAUUAUGUUGCUCAUGAUACCCUUAUACAGACGUCUGUUCUAUGACGACCAAUUCGAUGAGAAGUUGUUUGGUCGGAUGUAA
Bursaphelenchus xylophilus (pine wood nematode) is the source of this 5652-nucleotide messenger RNA. The record is from the annotation of a GenBank genome assembly. Lineage: Eukaryota; Metazoa; Nematoda; Chromadorea; Rhabditida; Aphelenchoididae.